Dinoponera quadriceps is the source of this 5240-nucleotide messenger RNA. It is a transcript of the gene Sf3b3, whose product is annotated as splicing factor 3B subunit 3. Gene Ontology annotation, molecular function: protein binding; U2 snRNA binding. Gene Ontology annotation, cellular component: U2 snRNP; nucleus. The record is from RefSeq and is a predicted model, not a curated record. Gene Ontology annotation, biological process: mRNA splicing, via spliceosome. Lineage: Eukaryota; Metazoa; Arthropoda; Insecta; Hymenoptera; Formicidae. The coding region runs from base 386 to 4039 and encodes 1217 amino acids. The transcript has 13 exons.
UCCGGUGGAUUGCCGUGGCACUUCUGCGCAUGUGCGAGGAACUGAGCCUCCUCUUGCGACGAUAAUUUCGGCGAGUUCGCUCUGUAUCCCUUUCACGGCGAUAGGAAUCUGGAAGCAUCGUCGAGCAUCGUCACGUUGAACAACUGGCCGAGAGUGGACGGGAGAAGAUUAUAUCACGUGAAACGAUCACGAGAAAGGAAACAGAUUUUUGGUCAAGGCGUAGGAGCUCCGGUUAGAAACCCGAUCCCGGACUGUAAAUGGUGUCCUGCUCUUAUUCGGGACUUUCUCAUUGCAGCAUGGACGCUCGAAGAUCCUUAUCGAGAACGUAAAGCCAAAUAAUCCGCUUGUUGCUUGAGAUAUCAAGACGAAACAGAGCGAAGCUAAGAUGUAUCUAUAUAACUUGACCCUUCAACGUGCCACGGGCAUCACGCAUGCCGUGCAUGGCAACUUCUCGGGCAGCAAAAUGCAGGAGAUCCUGGUCUCGCGCGGCAAAUCGCUAGAGCUGCUAAGACCGGAUCCGAAUACAGGCAAAGUGCACACCCUAUUGACCGUUGAAGUUUUCGGCAUUGUGAGGUCCUUAAUGGCGUUCAGGCUAACCGGUGGAACUAAAGAUUACAUUGUCGUUGGUUCUGACUCUGGUCGUAUAGUGAUUCUCGAAUAUAUACCCGCCAAGAAUAUCUUCGAGAAAGUACAUCAGGAAACUUUCGGAAAGAGCGGAUGUAGGCGUAUUGUACCCGGCCAAUAUCUGGCGAUUGAUCCUAAGGGCAGAGCAGUUAUGAUAGGUGCCAUCGAGAAGCAGAAACUCGUGUACAUCCUCAACAGAGAUGCCGAGGCACGUCUGACGAUCUCCUCACCACUGGAAGCACACAAAAGCAAUACACUGGUUUACCAUACGGUCGGUGUGGAUGUUGGCUUUGAGAACCCUAUGUUUGCAUGCCUGGAAAUUGAUUACGAAGAAGCCGACAGCGAUCCCACUGGAGAUGCGGCGGUGAAGACGCAGCAGACACUGACACUGUACGAGCUGGACCUCGGCUUGAAUCACGUGGUGCGAAAGUACAGCGAACCGCUCGAGGAACACGCGAAUUUCCUCGUGUCGGUGCCCGGCGGCAAUGACGGUCCUAGUGGAGUACUCAUUUGCUCCGAAAACUAUCUCACCUAUAAGAACCUAGGCGAUCAACACGACAUCCGUUGUCCGAUUCCGCGACGACGAAAUGAUCUGGAUGAUCCGGAGAGAGGCAUGAUAUUCGUCUGUUCGGCCACACACAAGACAAAGAGCAUGUUCUUCUUCCUCGCGCAGACCGAGCAAGGAGAUAUCUUCAAAAUCACGCUCGAAACCGACGACGACAUGGUAACAGAGAUCAAACUGAAAUACUUCGAUACCGUGCCCGUGGCGGCGAGCAUGUGCGUUCUGAAAACAGGAUUCUUAUUUGUCGCCUCGGAAUUCGGAAACCAUUAUUUGUAUCAAAUAGCUCAUCUCGGCGAUGACGACGACGAGCCUGAAUUUAGUUCCGCCAUGCCACUGGAAGAAGGUGAUACUUUCUUUUUCGCACCGAGGCCGCUACGAAACUUGGUGUUGGUGGACGAAAUGGACAGCCUCUCACCUAUCAUGGCCUGCCAGGUGGCGGAUCUGGCGAACGAAGAUACGCCGCAAUUGUAUAUCGCUUGCGGCAGAGGACCACGAUCCACUCUGCGAGUGUUGCGUCACGGGCUCGAGGUCUCCGAGAUGGCCGUGAGCGAGUUGCCCGGUAACCCAAACGCUGUAUGGACCGUGAAGAGAAGAGUCGAUGAGGAAUAUGAUGCAUACAUCAUAGUGUCCUUCGUGAAUGCUACGCUUGUACUCAGUAUCGGCGAAACUGUCGAGGAAGUAACGGACUCGGGUUUCCUCGGUACAACACCGACCUUGAGUUGCUCCGCCUUGGGCGAGGACGCGUUGGUGCAGGUUUACCCGGACGGUAUUCGCCACAUUCGUGCGGACAAGCGCGUAAACGAGUGGAAGGCGCCAGGCAAGAAGACCAUCGUCAAGUGCGCCGUCAAUCAGCGUCAAGUAGUUAUCGCCCUCACCGGAGGCGAGCUGGUCUACUUCGAGAUGGAUCCUACCGGUCAGCUGAACGAAUACACGGAAAGGAAGAAGAUGCCUUCGGAAGUCAUGUGUAUGGCCCUUGGCAACGUGGCCGUAGGCGAGCAACGCUCGUGGUUCUUGGCUGUUGGGUUGCAGGACAACACCGUGAGGAUAAUCUCGUUGGACCCCUCGGACUGUCUGGCGCCGAGGAGCAUGCAGGCAUUACCAGCGGCCGCCGAAAGUCUCUGUAUCGUGGAGAUGGGUGUUAAGGAUGCCGACAAUUCCGAAGACUCGGCGCCGCAACAGUCCAGUUUGUACUUGAACAUAGGUUUGCAGAACGGUGUGUUGCUCAGGACCGUGCUGGACCCAAUUUCGGGCGACCUCGCGGACACGAGAACUCGUUACCUGGGUUCUCGGCCGGUGAAGCUCUUCAGAAUACGCAUGCAGGGCAACCAGGCGGUGUUAGCGAUGAGCAGCAGAUCAUGGCUCAGUUACUACUAUCAGAAUCGUUUCCACUUGACCCCCCUGUCUUACGAGAGCCUGGAAUUCGCGUCGGGCUUCAGCUCCGAGCAGUGCCCGGAGGGCAUCGUUGCCAUAUCGACGAACACUCUUCGGAUCUUGGCGCUCGAGAAACUCGGCGCGGUGUUCAAUCAAGUGAGCUUCCCCCUGGAAUACACACCGCGGAAGUUCGCGAUACACAGCGAUUCCGCGCACCUAGUGGUCAUCGAGACCGAACAUAACGCCUACACGGAUGAGACGAAGCAACAGAGGCGGCUGCAGAUGGCGGAGGAGAUGCAGGAGGCCGCAGGUGCCGACGAAGCCGCCGUCGCGAGAGAGCUGGCGGAAGCGUUCCUCUCGGAGGAGCCGAACGAGGCUGUUUUCGGCGCCCCGAGAGCGGGCCCGGGUCUCUGGGCGUCUUCGUUGAGAAUAAUGGCGCCCACGACUGGCCAAACGUUCGAAGUACACCGCUUUGAGCAAAACCUGGCUGCGCUUUGCCUCUGUCUGGUGAAGUUCGCCAAUCAAGGAGACCAGCUGUUCCUCAUAGUCGGGGUUGCGAAGGACUUUCAGUUGAAUCCCAGGGUCAGCAACGGUGGAUUUCUUUACACGUACAAAGUAAAUUUGGAGUGUACGAACAUCGAGCUUCUGCACAAAUCUCCAUUGGACGAAGUUCCCCUGGCCAUUUGUCCGUAUCAGGGCCGGGUAUUAGUGGGAGUAGGAAGGAUGUUGCGGCUUUACGACAUGGGUAAAAAGAAAUUAUUGCGAAAGUGCGAGAACAAACACAUUCCGAACGCGGUGGUCUCCAUCAACGCCAUCGGCCAGCGGAUUUACGUCAGCGACGUGCAGGAGUCGGUGUACGCCGUGAGAUACAAGCGGCAGGAGAAUCAGCUCAUCGUUUUCGCGGACGACACGCAUCCCAGAUGGAUUACGACGACUUGCGUGUUGGACUACGACACCGUCGCCACCGCCGAUAAGUUCGGGAACAUAGCUGUGAUACGAUUAGCUACCGGCAUUAACGACGACGUGGACGAAGACCCUACAGGCAAUAAGGCUCUGUGGGACCGAGGAUUGUUGAACGGUGCGAGUCAGAAGGCGGACACGGUGGCUUGCUUCCACGUCGGCGAGACAGUGAUGUCGCUGCAGAAGGCGACUCUCAUACCCGGUGGCUCCGAGAGUCUGGUCUACACGACUCUGAGCGGAACAGUAGGCGUCCUGGUGCCGUUCACCAGUCACGAGGACCACGAUUUCUUUCAGCACUUGGAGAUGCACAUGAGAUCGGAGCAUCCGCCGCUGUGCGGCAGGGAUCAUCUCUCUUUCAGAUCGUACUACUAUCCGGUGAAGAACGUCAUCGACGGUGAUCUGUGCGAGCAGUUCAACUCGAUCGAGCCGGCGAAGCAGAAGAGCAUCUCCGGCGACCUCGAGAGAACUCCCUCCGAGGUGUCGAAGAAACUGGAGGAUAUACGUACACGUUACGCGUUUUAAGGGCGACGACACGGCGACGAACGUGCGUCCUUUCGGUGCGUCGACACACUUCAACGUUUCAACGUACAACUUUCGACCGGUGCGAAACUUUCCGGCGCCCAACUUUGGGAAAAAAUAAAAAUACAUAAUACAGCUCGUUUGUUCUGCGUUCGUAUCCGUUUGUAUCACUUUCGUUUUCGUUUGUACCUCGAAGGAUUAGAAAACACAAGGGGGUGAAAAAAUACCCAACGCCCGGCAAAAAGAUUUUUUAAAUUUCACUUAUGCUGUUCGAAAGGUGCAUCAUUUAUACUUGGUUGUAUCUCUUUCAUUUUUAUUUACGAAUAACAAUCGAGCUAUAUGAUAUAUUUUUAUUUUUUCAAAGUUAGGCGCCAGCUUCACACCGGUCAACUCUCGCAUUUUCAUGCGAUCAAUUCUUUCGGGGAGUCGUUAAGAUUCGCCAAUCCGUUCUCUAAGCACUUCUAAUAUUUAUUCCGAUAAAUCAUAGCGGUGCAGAAUUGUUCGAGCGGUUCGCAGCCGCUCACCACGUUCCCUAUAAACGACACGACGAUGGAACUAUGAAAAUGAAUAAUUGAAUAAAUCGAAAUUUCAUAUUUUGUACGUGUGAUGAGAAAUUCUAUUAUAUAUAUACGUAAUUUAGAUUAAUACUAUAUACGUAGACUAAACUCCUUCUCUUUAAGGUGCACGUCAUACAUACAGUCGAAGUGUAUGUUCGAUUUCUCAAUUCGAACGGACCGCUGUCGUGGUUUAGCAGAAAAUGAAAAGUAUCUUAAUAGCUUUAAGGAACUUCUGCGUAAGUUUUCUAUUCUCUUAACAAUUAGCAAACAGCUAUAUAAACGUGUCGAUUCGCGCGUGCGCGAAUAAAUGAAAUGAAAAGAAACUUGUACGACUAGCGAGUUUUUUUUCUUUUUUUUUUUUUAAAUUAAUAGAUAUUUAGUUACAUUGUUGUAGAUAUACAUAUGACGACGUAAUAUUGUUACUAAGCGCCCCAUAUUAAUUGAUGUAAUGCUAUUCAACAAUACUCUAGUGACGAACGAUCGUCGCUCGACGUUGUCCGCAAGUUUGCACAUUAAAUCAUCUGAUGAAUCUAGCAAUCCCGCCUAAUAUUCAUACCUUGUACGAAUAUAUAUAUUUAUAUUCUCAAACUUUACAUUUAUUAAUAUUUAUUAUUAUUAUUUACCAAAGGAGAAGUAUCCUCCGUUUU